AGUUUAAUCUUGGACUCCGGAGCAAGUUCGUGUGGAUACGUUGGAGGCUUCAUACGUUUGGCGCUACGUUCAUCUCCUCAAAACCAUCCCCGACCGUUCCUCCGUUCUCCGUUUUCAACGUUAAGGCACGGAUGGGUAUGCUUGCGGCUGGAGCGUAUGGCCUCCCACAAUUUCGCAUGCGUGUCUUUUUGUCGGCUGCCCUUCAAGGAAAGAAGCUGCCAAAAUUUCCUUUGCCAACCCACAAAGUUGAUAGUAGAGGUGUUAUUCUCAAAGAGUUUGAGUGCAACAAUGUUGAUUAUGAAAACAGUGAUGUCAACCUAAAGGACGCACUCUUUCUUGAAGAUGCCAUUUCCGAUCUUCCUAUGAGGAAGGGUGCAAAUUUCAGAGAUUUACCUGGUGUUCAUGUGGUUGGCAAUAAGGUUGAGUUGGAUCCAAAUGUCGAAAGAGUGUACUUGCCUUCUGGGAAGCCAUUGGUACCUAACUAUGCUAUCUCUUUUGUGAAAGGGAAUUCGACCAAGCCAUUCAAAAGAUUAUGGUGGGACGAAACUGUCCCAACCGUUGUCACCAGGGCUGAGCCUCACAAUCAGGCAAUUUGUCACCCUGUCCAAGACAGAGUUCUCACAGUCAGAGAGAACGCGCGGUUACAGGCUUUCCUGAUUACUAAAAGCUUUGUGGCUCCAUCAAAGACAAGCUUGUCUAAAGAAGCUACCAUGUUUACAUUGCCCGAAGGAUAUGGUGCGAUUCAAGAGCUGCCAGCUGAUCAAACGUCUUCUGCUGAAUUUCCAAAUUGAAGUUUUUGAAGUAUUUAGUAUUUAUUGAAUUGAAUUAUUACACAGAACAAAUGUUUUUAUUGAAGGAAUUACACAGACACAAUAAAACCGGAAAGACAGCCUAGUUAGGAUUAUUAUAAAAUUUCACAGUAAUUGAAUUUGUAAAAUCGAAAUACGAAAUUCCUUACCAGAGAUUCUCCAGAACAAAAAGGAAUCCGAAUGAAAUUCCGCCGAUCAGAUUCGAAAAUUCGCUUAAGGAUCCUUUUCUGGCGCCGGAAUAAGUUUGGUCAACCGGAUAUAAAGCACCGGGAGGACCAGUGGCAUAGACGUAUUGAGGAGCUUGAGGGGUAUUAUUAGGAGGGUUGGGAACUAAAAACCCUCCGUCGCCGCCGCUAGGUGGUGGAGGACAGUAGUUUUUCGGUGGUCUCUUCGGCGGAGGAGGUAAUAGUGGCGGCGGCAGAGAUGGCGGUGGCGGUGGAAGAGACGGCGACGGGGGUGGAGGGGAUGGCGGGGUACAUGUUUCGUCGCAAGGGCACCCUCCACACUUUACUCCCUCUGGUACGCCAUCAAGUUUUCUUGGUUUAGAUCCAUUGGACGAUGGGAUCGCAAGAGCUAAGAAAAGGAAAAACACAACCGCGCACGACAUCAGGAGGCCGCCGCCGGUCACCGCUAGAUAGAGUCGGUGGGAAUUACGGAGAAUAUUUUAUUUCCUUGGAAUCGAAGUUCGGUAUAAUGAGAAUAUAUGGUGGGUGCUCUC
Messenger RNA from Cuscuta campestris, 1527 nucleotides. The record is from the annotation of a GenBank genome assembly. NCBI's taxonomy places the organism in Eukaryota, Viridiplantae, Streptophyta, Magnoliopsida, Solanales, Convolvulaceae.